This is a messenger RNA of Alternaria viburni, 552 nucleotides long. RefSeq lists its product as uncharacterized. The transcript has a single exon. NCBI's taxonomy places the organism in Eukaryota, Fungi, Ascomycota, Dothideomycetes, Pleosporales, Pleosporaceae. The record is from RefSeq and is a predicted model, not a curated record. The coding region runs from base 1 to 552 and encodes 183 amino acids.
AUGAUCAAUGGGAGAUACCUCAACGAAGCCGAUGAGAAAGAACGCAUUGAAUGCAGGGAAAAAGAACUCAAAGAAGCCAGGGAGACUAGGGAGAAGCGGCGUGUGCCUCAAAUCCUGACCAUCACACAGGCCUGUCGUCAAAUCUACCAGGAAACCGCGCUCCUCCAGUUCAAGUCCAACAUUUUCCACUUCACCUCAGUGGAUGCACUUCAACUUUUCACCGAAGACACCACACUCCAUCAACGCCGCGCCAUCACCACUAUAUCCGUCAGCGAACAGUAUACGUUCACAAUCAGCGGCAGCAGAAGGCCUAAAUCUCUACCCCACAUGCGAGUAUUUCUUCCGGGCCUCAAAAGGGUAUGCUUGAUGAAACAUGCGUUGAGAUGGUUCGACGUCGAUACUACUCGCGAAAGGCUCGUGGAGGCUGUCCAUGGAUUGGCUCUUGGUGGUGAAGAAGGGAAGGGUGUGUGGAUCGGUUACUUUGACGUACGGGAUCCGAAUGCCGUCUUGGAAGAGGCCUUUGGCAUCACGAUUGGUUCUGGCGCUGCUUGA